Messenger RNA from Hyla sarda, 633 nucleotides. It is a transcript of the gene TMEM207, whose product is annotated as transmembrane protein 207. Lineage: Eukaryota; Metazoa; Chordata; Amphibia; Anura; Hylidae. Bases 67 to 633 code for a protein of 188 amino acids. The record is from RefSeq and is a predicted model, not a curated record. The transcript is spliced from 6 exons.
CAAAAGCACAGGAGACCGGCAUCCCAGCUGUGAGCGCAAAUCUAAAUAGGAUUUUUCACACUCAUAAUGAGGUUUAAAACAGUGUGUGCCUACUUCCUGAACCCUGUAAACGGAUUGGUGUAUUUUGCUUUUCCUCAGCCUACCUGCUCCAGCUUGUGUGACCUGUCUGAGAUCUGUGUCAGUUAUAUCGAACAACCCUUGAGUGUGUGGUAUAUUUGGAUCUUCCUGCUCGUCCUAUUAAUCUUGAUGGUACAUUGUGUGGCUGCCUGCUGCCUACAGUGUCAUGUAAAGAGACAAGAAAGAUUUUCUUCUAGAAAGACGAUUACAGUUGUCACUCUCAGUGGUUCCGAGUCUAUACAUGUGACAGAAUCUUCCCAGUGCCCUCAUCUCCAGUCAUGGUCCUCACAUCAAACCGCAGAUGCUUCAGUUUCUUCUGUUUCACUUGGGGAGUUGGAGUUAGGAGCUCCUCCUUCAUAUGAAGAAUUGUUUAUCAACAGAAAGUUCUUACUGCAAAUUGGUGGUUGUACUCAGCCAAGCACAACAAUGGUGAAGGCAAAUAGAGAAAAGGAAUUCUCAGAUCCGGAAGCCGCUCCUGAGAUGAGUGCAAGCAACCACAAUAUUCCUCCAAGAUGA